Molecule: messenger RNA, 6168 nt
Organism: Scophthalmus maximus (turbot)
Lineage: Eukaryota; Metazoa; Chordata; Actinopteri; Pleuronectiformes; Scophthalmidae
Gene: xkr7b
Product: XK, Kell blood group complex subunit-related family, member 7b
Exons: 5
Coding region: 253-2073 (606 amino acids)
Biological process (GO): engulfment of apoptotic cell; phosphatidylserine exposure on apoptotic cell surface; apoptotic process involved in development
Cellular component (GO): plasma membrane
Source: RefSeq, a predicted model, not a curated record
UUUGAGCGUGGAUGAAAACAGUCUCACCUCCCUCGUGGCCGGCGGACUUUUAACCUGGUCGCCCAGUGCGCUGUCCGGUUCCCCCUCGGUCUUCCUGAUGAACUCCACGGAGGUGCUAGCUGGCGGUUAGCACUCGAGCUGGCCCCCUCCCAUCUCCAUCUCCCUCUCUCUCUCCCUCCCUCCCUCCCUCUCUCCCCCUCUCUCCCGUUUCCCCACCUCUUUUCUCUGUCUUUCUCUCCCAUCCUAACCAACAUGGCCGCUAAGUCGGACGGAGCAGCGGUGUCUGUGGAAGAUGACAACACGCCCAGGAGCCUCUCGGAGCCGGGGAACCCCGCCGGCCGGCCCCGCUGCACCUCUGCGGGCGGGAAGCCCUACACCCCGCUGGACUGCUGCUGGGUGCUCUGCGCGCUGCUCGUCUUCUUCUCGGACGGCGCGACCGACCUGUGGCUGGCCGCCGACUACUACCUGAGGGGCGACUACUGGUGGUUCGGCUUGACGCUCGUCUUCGUCGUGGUGCCCUCCGCCGUCGUCCAGGUGCUGAGUUUCAGGUGGUUCGUCUACGACUACUCGGAUCUGAGCUGCGGGGACGGAGCGGCGGGCGCGGCGGGCGCCGCGUGCGGCAACGCGCUCAGCACCAAGGACAGCGACCGGCGCGGCGCGAGCGCGAGCGCGAGCGCGGCGACGGGGAACGCGGCGAGCGCUGCGCCGGCUUUCGCGUCUUCUGUCCCGCCCGCCGCGGCCGGGAGAGUCGCCGCCCCCCGGAGGUGUUGCACCGUCUGCAUGUGGGUCUUUCAAACCGUGCUCCACGUCCUGCAGCUGGGACAAGUCUGGAGGUAUGUCCACGCCCUCUACCUGGGCGCCCAGAGCCGGUGGCACACCGACGGGCCCCGCCGCCACUUCCACUGGCGGCUGAUGUUCGAGAGCGCCGACAUCACCAUGCUCCGCCUGCUGGAGGCCUUCCUCAAGUCGGCGCCGCAGCUCGUCCUCCAGCUGAGCAUCAUGAUCCACGGAAACGGCGUCCUCCCUCUGCAAGGUCUCUCAGCCUCAGCCUCCCUUGUCUCUCUGGCCUGGAUGAUCGCCUCCUACCAGAAGGUUCUUCGGGACUCCCGUGAUGACAAGCUGCCCAUGUCCUACAAGGCCGUGAUCGCACAGAUGCUGUGGCACUUCUUCACCAUCGGGGCGAGGACCGUGGCCUUCGCCCUCUUCGCCUCCGUCUUCCAGCUCUACUUCGGCAUAUUCAUCGUCAGCCACUGGUGUGUCAUGACUUUCUGGAUCAUUCAAGGUGAGACUGACUUUUGCAUGUCCAAGUGGGAGGAGAUCAUCUACAACAUGGUGGUGGGCAUCAUCUACAUCUUCUGCUGGUUCAAUGUGAAGGAGGGCCCCAGUCGUUUCCGCAUGACCGUCUACUAUUCUGUGACGCUGGCUGAGAACGUCGCACUGACCGCUGCCUGGUACACCUACCGUGGCCCGCACACCUCCGACUCGUACGCCCUGGUUGUGGUGUGUCUGGUGGCCUGCAGCUUUGCCCUGGGAACCUUCUUCAUGUUGGUGUACUACUGCUGGCUGCACCCUGAUGGGCCCGUCCUGGGCUCACAUUGGGGAGGGUGUGUGGACGAGGGCAUGGUGGGUGCCGGAGGGGUGGCGGGAGUGAUUGAUGCUUGCCUCACCCCGUCACAAGGAUCCCAAACAGACAUGGUCAUUACAAGCCCUCCGAGGACUCUCCCCAGGACUAAAGACACAGGGGAGCCGGUUCCUGGAGAGAGAGACAGGGACAGGGACAAGGAGAAAGACAGGGACAGUUGCCUGCCUGUCUUCCAAGUACGGCCCUCCCCUUCCUCCUCUCCUGCACUACUCCACAGGACCUCCUCUUCAUCCCGUGCGCUGGAGGGCCCCGUGAUCCGGAUUGACCUCCCAAGAAAGCGAUACCCAGCCUGGGACGCGCACUUUAUUGAUCGGCGCCUCCGCAAGACCAUCUUGCUCCUGGAGACAACAUCAGCCGUCAGCCCCCGGAUACAGUACAGGAGUAGCAUGAUGGGCAGCAAAGAGGUACUAGAAUAUGAGACAACGGUCUGAGCCAAUAGGGCCUCUUCAACUUAAAAUGCAGUCUGGGACCAAGGCUUAGCCCGAGAUUAGUUCUCAUCCCAGGAAUACCUACGCCGGAAAACGCAUUGAAAGGAGACAAAGUGUCAGCAAACAGCUUUUGAGAAGACAGGUUGUCAGAACUUGAUUGUAAAAUGUGAAGCGCAAUCUGGGACCAAGGCUCUCCCCUUAGGACACAGUCCGGGAGUAGGUAGCUUGAAUGAGCUGUGGGAAGUAAAUGGCGUAACGCUGAACUGGGAUAAUCUUCACCUUUUGUAAAAAACUUGGCAGUGAGAAAUCACUCAUCUCGGGACCAAGGAGUGUUAGAUUCAGAUACAUCAUGCGCGUCAGCACAAGAGAUGUGGGAGCAAGGAAGUUGCAGAGUUUGAGAUAACUGAGAAAUGUUCUGCUGCAUUAACCUGAGCCUUGGAAACCAGAGACUUAAUAGAGACUUUCCAGUGAAUGUUUAGAGACUGGUUACCAGGGUUUGCAUGGGACAUGCAAUAAUUUUGGUUUGGCAGCAAAUGGGGACCGAUUAUUCAAUAAAUACUGCUCAAGUGAUUUGCAGGACGAAAGAUGCCAUAAGAUCUACCUUAAAUAAUAUUUUUUUGGGAUCUAGCUUACAUGCAGUAUAAUAGAGUAAAUAUGUUUCAACAGCACUUAAAUGACUAAGAAAGACAUAACUAGAGGAUGACUAAUUGUAAAACAAUUAGAUUUAGCCAAGUUUUAACAAGCUACAUACCUUUGACCUCCAAAUCACAAAUUCAUUGCGAACACACAAUGAUUUUGAAAAGUAUACGCAUAGAAAGGUAGGAAUUUAUUUGUGUCAUAAAGGGUGAGAGAUGAUAAUAUUCCCCCAUCAGACUUCCAAAAGAUGACAUGUCCCUGACAACCUUUGGUAUCCCAUCGUCUAGGCUUCAUCAGUGGUGUCGAAAAGGAAAUAGUCUUCUACUUUGGUCAACAGAGAACACGAGGAUCCAUCAAAUGUAGGCUAACAACUCAGUGUAGGUCCAACUAGAUACAAGUUACAACAGUCACCCAUCCAUAUGUUACAACAGCGGCCAUUACAGAAGUCCCACAGUUAACCUCCCAGCUACCUGAGAAAAGGACGUGUUUGGAAAAAAUCAGGACUGGAUGUAAGGUGGAUGACAACCAGAUAGCCUUCUGUCACUCACCACCUCAACAGGACUGUGAUGUAAAGUUGAAUAAAUACAGAUGUCAGAUAUAAGCUAUUAUAAUAAGCUGUAGUUAGGUGAUGAAUGGUGUUUGGUUGAGACGCUUCAUUUACUCCUAAGAGUCUAAAUUUUGUCUCGAGUCGUUUCCUUUUCUCGAAUACAUACAGGGGUGGAAAGGGUUUCAUGAGCAACCUCAUUUUGCUGUGAAAACAUUUUUCUGUGUUCUUUUUUUUUGGGGGGGGGGGGGGGGGGGUAAAGUGGUUGAAAAAAAAAUACUUUGUCACAUCAACAGAACUUUAAGAUUUCCAGAAGGGUUUGUUGGAGUAUUAAAACCAACAAAACACAUCGGGUACGAGAUUUACACAUGAAACCAAACAUGCUCAAUGAAAAUUAAUAACAAAAAGUCAAAGAUGCAAAGUAUCAUGGCAUAGUCAAAGACAAUUUAGCAAGUUAGUUAGUUACACAGCUGCUUUUUCUUGCUUCAGAAAAAUGUUGAUAAGGAUUGAAGGUGGCAUUGUUUACAAAAUGUAAACCAUGUACAGGCUUUUCAAAGUGUUUAUUUGUAGAUUCAGGUUUGGACUGAGGUCACUUGACUAACUAAAAGAAGAACAAUGUCAUGGUCAAAACUGACACUUAAUCUUCUCUGCUCCUUUGAACUGCUGUUGUGAUGCCCCGGAGCAAGAAGCUACAACUGGAAAACAUUCAGCGGAGCCAAGCAGUGACCAACUUCAGAGGUCGAAGUUUAAACGUGGCACUUCCCAGGUGUCGAUGAAUGUCAAUACCAAUUAGAAGCAGCCGGGUGCUGUGAAAGUCAAGUAUGGUCAGCAACAGUAUCUGAAGGGGGAAAAAAAUAAAACAACAGCACUAGCAUCAUAGCUAACUUCAAUCAUGUCACACAACAGAUUUCUCUUUGGGAGUCUCUCUUUGAAGUUCUUCUCAAAAAGAUUUUUUUGUUUUAUGAAAAGCCAUUAGAGGGAUGUCUGUGCAUUAAAGGUGAUCUUAUUUUUUCAUGAGGUGGGAGGUCUGUAAGUCCGUCCCAGAAACUCUUAAACCAAUGUUGUGAUUGUUUCGGAUGAAGAUAAAGUUAGCAUUAAUAGCAAUGCACAAAAAAACCCAUUACAUUCACUAUGUGACCUUGACGCAUCUCUAAAAGCAUGUUAAUCAAAGCACGUUUGAAGAUGCAUUUCAGAUCCUGUGCAGUGAGAAAGACUUUUGCAGGUCAUGAAAUAGUUUAGCUGCUUCGUUAAACUCAGUAGCUGUGAUGGGUAGAUUGUAGUUUUACAACCCAACCAUCCUUUAGAAGAAGAUGCCGAUGUUCAGGGGGUCACCAGUUCAAGGUUGACUUGCAAAAGCACAAAAAAACUACAAAAAAAACAAUAUGGCACAGUAAAACAUUCAUGAACCUGUUAUCUCCACCCAAACUGACAAGAAGAAGAAAAUUUAACGCAAGCUGGGGGCCAACACAGGCGUGUUCAUUGUUGCUGUAUCCAGGACAGGUUGUUAUAAUAAUCACCUGUAUGCCGAUGAUGCAUGUAUAUAUUCUUAAAUGUUGAAGGGACUCCCAGGGGUAAAACUUACUUCUAGUCUUGUGUACUUUAGGUCGAUGUGUAGAGCAAUCACUCAGAGCAGUUUAUAUACUUACUUUACAACAGCAUUGUUGCCAUAUUUAGGAUAAAAAGUAGGCUAAAGAGCACAGACCAGGGCCCAGUUAUACUUGACAGUUCUUUGGAACUUAUUUUUUUGUAUCAGUGAAAAUUUUGGUCAGACUGUGGUGCUAGAGGAAAGCGUAAGGGAUCAUUGACAUCAUUGGGAACCAUUUUCUCGGGGGGCAUUUGUUUGCAGACAUGUUCAAUUUGUUUUUUUCUCAGAAACCUUCUGCUGUUGCCAUCAUCCAAGAUGAGACUGCUGCUGACCUCACAUCACUUCCCACACUUUCUCAUGUGUCCAUUCGCAUCUCGCGGAUGUGCCGCGUCAUUUUCUGAGAAUGUGAACAAUCAGCACUCUGAGGGAUCGCAGGAUACACUGAGUGGCCAUCACAUGCGUUGGUAAAGCAAGUAUAUAAGCGCUCUCACCAUAACAAGGUCUGUGGUUGUAUGUGUGUCUCCUCUACCGGGUAAAAAAUCAGGAACACAAAUUUUAAAAAAAAAAAUGCUAUUGGUAAUGAUGCAGUUUUAUCAUCUGAAUAGAGUUGUGUCCGACCUGAACUUGUGGAUGUUGGUGCACUGGUGAAAGUCAUGCCGAUGUCAAUGGUGCUGAAAACAAUGACUCUUGGUCAAACGUGAUCAUGUUAAACAUGACGGGCCUGAAGGCUAAUGUACAGCUGAUGCAUAUGUUAACCUCACAAACGCGGACCGGGGGCGAGUCCUUUGUUGUUGAGGUCGAAUAACAGUUCAAAGUGGUGCACAGGUUAAAUAUUGACUUGAACAAAAUCAUGUUAAAAAAAAGGAAACGGUGAGUUUAAACUCAAAUCAUCUUUUAUUAAUUGAUGCAAGUAUUUAUGUUUAUUUAUUUUUGUAUUUGUUUUAUAUCUAUUUAUCUAUUGUUUACUCACCCAGUGGCCAUGUCUUUGGUAUGACUCUUAUAUUAAGAUGUAAAAACUGAAAACAGAUUUUUUUUUUUGUACUCAUUCUAUAUAUCUGUAUAUACCAGAGUGGCGCUAUACUAGGACGUGCGUGUAUGAGUAUGUGUGCUUUGGUUUGUAUUUAAUGUAUGUACAGUAUGUAUGUAUAUAAGGAUGUGCUCUAAGUUUCUUUUUUGAUAAUGCUGCUUAAACAUCCUUCUGAGUGAACGAGCAGAAAAAUAAACCAACGGUGAAAAUAUCUAUGAUGAUGUAAAAAAAAAGAAAAAAAACUUAACAAGCUGUGCUGAUAACUGUAGAUGGGAACAAUACUGUAGUAAACAUGGUUGAACAGCC